This is a messenger RNA of Guillardia theta CCMP2712, 507 nucleotides long. RefSeq lists its product as hypothetical. The transcript has a single exon. Lineage: Eukaryota; Cryptophyceae; Pyrenomonadales; Geminigeraceae. The record is from RefSeq and is a predicted model, not a curated record. Bases 1 to 507 code for a protein of 168 amino acids.
AUGAAAAAUAAGUUGGCCGCACCGCCGUACGUACGGCGGGCCGGCGAGGGCCGGCCUACCGCCGGUGACCGGACCGUACGGUUAGCACGGUACGGUAGCUGCCACCUGGUGACCGUCGGCGGCGGGCCCGGGCCCGCGGGGGAGGAGCAGGAGUUGUCGCAGGGGAACGCGGUCAUCCUGUAUGGCCUCUUCCUCGAAGGAGCCUCGUGGUCCCAGCGAGAGAGCGGCAGGCUCGUCGACCCUCCAGCUCGCACCCAGCUCAGCGACUUCCCUCGCCUCCUCCUCUCCGUCUUCCGCGAAGUCUCCACCAGCGAUCCCAGCGCCGACCCCAGCUCGCACGCGGGGAUCCGAGACACCCACGGUGUCAUCUACAUGUGCCCCUGCUACACCGGGCUGAGAAGGAGCAGGGAAAGCCUCCUCUUCAUGGUUCCCAUCUACACCGAAGAGCCUGCCAUGGUCGCCCGUUGGACCCUCCGAAAGGUCGCGCUCGUGGCGAACAAGUUUUAA